UCUAGCGGCGGCGAACAGCGGUUUAGAUGCUCUUUGGCGGUUGGCGCCGCUUGACUUGCCAGUGUGUGUGACUCUUCAGGCCGAGUGUGUGUGUGUGUGUGAAGUGGUUGUUGUGCAGAAACUAAAAAAAAACCAGGAGACGCGUGGACUGAGGUGAACAAACAAAAAUAAUUUAAAAAAACAAGAAAACACCGGGACACGAAAAAGUUGGCUGUUUAACUCGGCAGUUAGCUAAAUAUAAUAGCACAAUACGGGUUUUUUCGUCUUCUUUCUCAUACAUGCGUACCUGGGCAGAGAUUCAGAUUUACCGCCUUCCCCACUGCCCCCUUCUUCGCUGUUGCUAUCGUCGUUCCGCAGUCGCUCUCACGUAAUCCGCCCCCGCACCGCUUCGCCUCGCCCACCCCACAAACUGAUAGACCGAAAAUCGAUUAGAGCGGCCUCUCUUUGCGUUACGUUACGUUGCUGUUACCGUUACGUCGGGUGUGUGUGCAAGCGAGUGUGUUCGGUUCGUGUGUGUGCGUGCGUGUGCAAGGUGUGGUGUGUAUAGAAAAUCGAUUGGCAAUUUGAACCAAGCUAUCGCAUCGCAGUCUCCGCGUGUGUGCCGUUACGCGAUUUUCAACAGUAAAUUUGCUUUUAUUUUUUUGCCUGUGAGUCCUCUUAAGUGAGUGAGUGAGAAAAACCGAAAGAGAGAGGGACGGGCUCUCCCAAAACCAAAAGAAAAUUAAAACAAAAAAUAAACACCGGACAUGGAUAAAUCAGCGGCCACGAACUCGGCCACUGCCGAUGGCCAAAACGAGGCAACAACAACAGCAGCAGCAGCAGCUGGGUGUGGCAGCAGCACAAGCAGCAGCAGCAAUAACAACAGCAGCAGCGGUAGUAACAACCACACCAACAACACCAAUGCCUUGCAGCGCCUUGCAACAACAACAAGUGCUGUGGUGGCAUCCCCGAUGACGAUCAACCUGAACAUCAGCACCACCACCGGCGGCAAUUUCGGCGUCAGCGUCGAACCGCAUAUCAGUGUGGAAAGUCUGAAAAAGAUCAUCGCCAAGAAGCUGAAGGUGGCUAAGGAUCGAAUCUGUCUGCUGCACCGCGAAAAGGAACUACAGGAUGGCUCGCUCAGAGAUCACAACUUAAUGGACGGGUCCAAGAUAAUUUUGAUACCAAACGUGGAAACUGGUUUAUUGGCUCAGCGUCCGGAGAACACGGUUAUGCAAGCGCUGGAAUCACUUAACGACUCGCAGGUUAAUGACUUUCUUAGUGGCAAGACUCCGCUCAAUUUGAGCAUGCGCCUCGGCGAUCACAUGAUGCUCAUCCAGCUGCAACUGAGCACGGUUAAUCCGGCGGGCGGUGGUGCCACAGUGGCCCCAGCCGCCGGUGGUGGUGCUAGUGGAUCCGCCACCACCACCGCCGCCGCCGCCACGACUUCCUCGGCCACAGCGAUGCCAGCUGGCACUGGCUGCUCCGCCGCCUCCUCCUCCUCUUCGUCGGCGGUGCUGGCGGUGGGAGGAGGUGGCAGCACUGGAGGCGGUGGCCCCACCACCUCCGCAUCCUCAUCGUCCUCGACAUCGAUGUCGAUGUCUUCGUCGUCGUCGUCUUCAUCCCGAACCCGCUCCUCUGGCCAGCGAGCCAGUGGACGAAUCGGACAUGGCCACGUGCACAGCCACCAGCAUCCGAGCUUGCACGCUGCCAACUGGCAUGGCCAUGGUCACGGCCACAGUCACGGACAUGGACACGGCCAUGGACACGGCCAUGGACAUGGGCAUGGACAUGGCCACCAUCACCAUCAUCACCAUCACCACCAUCAUCAUCACAGCGCCUCUGCGGUGGCUGCGGGCAGCGGUGGUGGGAUGUCCUCGCUGCGCAAGAUGUACGGCGAUUUACCCAGCUCCUCCGGGGCAUCUGGCGCUGGGGCAGGAUCUGGCACAGGCCAGGCCCAGAGUUCGUCCCCGCUCAACGGAAGCGAUCUCACCAAGCUGCUGAUCAAGGGCGGCAUACAGAAUAUCGUGAAGAGCUUCGCGGCCGCCACAGCUCGUCCUGUGGCCAACGGUGGCUCCGGGUCGAGUCCGGGCAAACCUGUGCUGGAGCAGUCGCCCAUCAAGUCGCUGUCGAAUCUCGUCUCCAGUCCCAUCAAGAUGACGGCCAUCAAAAACAUUCCCCUGCCCACAACGGCUGCCGUCAGUUCCAAUUCCAGUUCCAGUUCGAGUUGCAGCUGCAGCUCCUCCAGCACCUCCAGUUCAUCUUCGUCCUCUUCCAGUGGAGCCUGCACCGCCGGCGGCUGCCAGCAGGAUCCCAUAGCCGCCAAGUUGACCUCGUGUCUGUGCACACGCCUGCCCACGCCGCCGGUGCCUCAGCCGGUGGCUUCUCUGGUGGCUCCCACUCCCCUGGCCAGAUCCGGAUCCAGCGGCUCACCCGGCAAGUGCCCGGAGUCCAGCUGCGGCGGGGCGAAUGCCGGAUUCGCCGCACGUUCGACUGCUUCGGGUGCAGGCGUCACCUCUUCGGGCAACUCGAUGCUACACAAGACGGGCAACAACCGCAUCACCAGGACCAAGCACCGUCACUACCACGGACAUGGCCACAGCAGUCACGGACACGGACACGGACAUGGCCACAGUAGCAGCAGCCACUUUUACCAUCACGCCUGCGCCGGCGGUAACCAGUCUUCGGUUAACGCAGCCGCCUUUGCCGCAACCUCGUCUUCGUCCUCCUCGUCUUCCUCGUCCUCUUCAUCUUCUUCCUCCUCCUCAUCGUCCUCCUCCUCCUCCUCUUCGUCGCGUCGCAAGCUGGAGCAGGCCAUGGCAGCAGGGGCAGCAGGAUCAGCAGCCACAACAACAACGGCAGCGGCAUCGGCAACGGCCACUGCAACGGCCACGGUGGCACUGCCAGCCAGCACCGGCGCUACAACCACCACCGCGGAGGCCACUGAUGACUCCCUGCUGGGUGUGUCGGAUACCAGGACCCUCGCCGAGGCCUCGCGAAAUCUCACCCAGACAUUGCGCAAACUCUCCAAGGAGGUGUUCACCAACAAGAUCGAUCUAUCCGGCGCCGGCGUCGUGAGCAGCAGCCGCAGCUCCAGCAGUGGGGCAGCCUCGGCCGGAGCGGCCGGCGGCGAGGAAGCACCGCGCAAGAGCGGAUCGGGUGCCGUUAUCGAGUCAAUGAAGAACCACGGCAAGGGCAUCUUCUCGGGCACCUUUUCGGGCACCUUGAAUCCGGCGCUGCAGGACCGCUAUGGCCGUCCGAAGCGCGACAUCUCAACCGUGAUCCACAUUCUCAACGAUCUGCUGAGUGCCACACCGCAAUACGGACGUGGUGCCCGCAUCAGCUUCGAGGCCCCGACCACUGGAUCCGUUUCGGGCUCCAGUUCGGGAUCUGGCGGCAGUGGAUCCUCCUCGACGACGGCCUCCAGUAGCGGGAUGCAUCACGGAUCGCGCAGCAAAAUGUACUCAUCAAAGCAUCACAACUGCGCCAAGUGCAACAGUCGCGCUCAACAGCAGCAGUCGGCGACUAUGACCAGCGGAAGCGGUGGCAGCUGCUCCUUCCGCGACUGCCCAAGCUACCACUCCUCUACUAGCGCCUCCAAGGCGACCGGCGGCAGCUCCAAGUCAUCGUCGCAUAGCUGCUGCCAGGCUGAGGCGCCCAGUUCCCUGGCCAGUCAGUCCAACGGAUGCGGCUGUCGCUACCGCCGUGAUGAGGGAAAGGGACAGGGAGAGCGAGAGCGCGAGCACACUUGCCAAAAGUGCACCGUGGAGCUGGCCAACAUGAAGACCCGCUCGAAGAUGGACCAGCUGCGCCUGGUGAUGCAGCAACACAAGCAGAAGCGGGAGGCGCGCAAGCUGAAGAGCGGUCCUUACGCCACGCCGGCCACCGCCUCGUCGGCCGAUAGCCUCUCCUCGGCCGCCGCCAAUGGAACAGCUGCUGUUUCGAUGGGCGCGGCCGCCCAGUACAGUGCCGUGAGCGCCCUGGUGGCCACGCCCCUGCAACCAGCCGCUGUGCCCGUCCAGGCGUCGAAGGCAGCGCCCGCAAACAACAACAUCACCAGCAGCAGCAAUACCAAUGCCAACAGCAACACUUCGACGGCACCCGCAACAGCAUCAUCGGCAGCCGCAGCAACAGCAACAGCAGCACCACCCAGCGAAGUGUCGCCCAACCACAUUGUGGAAGAGGUGGAUACGGCUGCCUAAGGGCAGCAGCACCAUCAGCCAGAGCCACCACCAGCCCCGCUGACCUUAUCCUAUUUUGUAGCAUUUACUAGUUUACGCAGCAGCAACAAAGAAAGAAGAUGAGAGAUGAGAUGAUGAAAAUCAAGAUGAAGAUGAAGAUGCAGGAGCAGUAGAAUCAGAUGGGCAAACAAAAGAAACUAGAACCACAACUAAAGCUUAUAUUAAUCUAGAGUUAGUGCAUAACAACACCAAUUCUUAUGUUCGAACACCCGCUCCUUUGAGUUUCCCACCUCCACAACGUGGCGAAAGGAGAGUGGGAAUGGAAGGGAGCGCCCGGAAGGUCGAUAAGCUGUUAAAUUAAUUUUAAGACCCUCACACACCCACUUCAGUCCAAGUCGACACACUUUGGAGCACACAUGGAGUGAAUGAAUCAGCUUCUGGAGGCGAAAUCCUUUAAUGUUUUGUAAAUUAAAUUUAGUGAAAUUUUUUUGUGGGCAUCCCAGGCGCAAACGCAAGAUCAAGCAAUUAAGAACUUGGAUCGCAAACGACCAGCAAAAGCAGCGGCUAAUAUAAAAAGAAAAACAAAAAAAUCGAAAAAGGAAAAUUGUAAUAAUGGAAAUGAUUAAUAUAGAAUUAAAUGUAAAACGGAUACACAGACUAUGCUGAACGAAUUGUAAGCCAAAGCGGUGGCAAAUUUUGGUAAAACUAAAACAGAAUUUAGAUUUACUUUUAGACACACCAAAUCUAAAAAACACACAAUCACACACACACACCUGGCUUUGGCAGCUUUAUGUUAUGUUUAACUUUAACCUUAACCGACGGCAGGACAGAAAGAAAACACUGCACUUGCUAAUGCAAAUGCAAAUAAUGCGACUGCGAUGUGGCGCUUUAACCUAAUUUGCCUUAAUAGAAAAUCGUUUUUCACCUAUUUUUUUUUGUAUACUUUAUCACCAAGAAUGUGUUUUGAAACGCGCCGGGAAAUGAGGACGAGCGACGAAUUGAAUUUUGUUCACCUACACCUAUACUAUUGAAUUAGUUAGUAAGACUAUGUUUUCUAUUCAUUUUACAAUUAUCAUUACACGUAUAAUUACCGAUUACCGAGUGGAUUAGUUAAGUUGCGCAGCAGAAGCGUCUUAAGAAGCAGCAAGUAACGCUAACUUAGCUGUAGAUUUAUAAUUUAAACACAAGCAAUUACUUUUUUUUGUCCUACACUUACUAUCAUCCAAUUCAAAUAAUGCAAUUAGUUCUAGGCGAGUUUAACUUUUGAGUUGGUUUGAUUUGUCUUUGCCUUGUGUGCACCACAACUACUUGAUUUCAAUAAAUGUUUAGUAAAUGGUUUAGUUAACUAA
Drosophila rhopaloa is the source of this 5509-nucleotide messenger RNA. RefSeq names its product midnolin homolog (gene stx). NCBI's taxonomy places the organism in Eukaryota, Metazoa, Arthropoda, Insecta, Diptera, Drosophilidae. Gene Ontology annotation, molecular function: protein binding. The coding region runs from base 747 to 4181 and encodes 1144 amino acids. Gene Ontology annotation, cellular component: nucleus. The record is from RefSeq and is a predicted model, not a curated record. The transcript is spliced from 4 exons.